AUUUUCAUAUUUUCGAGUUAAAACGGGCUAAAACAAAUGACCCAUUAAUCCUUAACCCACUAACUCGACCGGGUCUGGGUCAACCGCGGGUUGACAACCUUGGUAGGAAACAAGAGCGCAAUGACACGGUUUGGCUUUCUCGUUAUGCUGACGACGACGAUCUGUCGACACCGGACUACAACGGGAACCGGCCCCAGAAGAUGAGCACAAAAUUUGAUGACGCGGAAGCUUAACAAAAUCCUCAGGCGCCGACGUUGACCUUCGAACUGUAUGCGGGACCUUGUUCCUUCUGGUCAAUUCCCGUUGUAUUAUUUAUUAUAUCAUAUCUAGCAAAAGAUAAUAUAGUAUAGACCGGAUUUUGCUAUUAUGCUUAAACUUGUUUAUAGGUGUUUGAUGUUGUGGGAUUUGAUAUCUCCGAUUUAAUGAUAUCGGGUGUGUUGAAUGAAAACGGUGAUAUUUGUUAAAAUAUUAUCACUGUUUCCAUCCAACGAUGGCGACUUUUCAUGGUUGAUUCAAUGACAUUGAUAACCAGUCGUGGGGGGUGUGCAACGGUCCGGUUCGGAGCGGAGCAAAUUAAGGAGAAUCGUGGUUCGGUAGUGGAAGACAUUUUAGGACCAAAGAUCGGGGCAAUAGUACAUCCGAUCCUUUUUGGUCCGGAUUUGAUCUGUGGUCCAGAUGUCAUUUUGGUUCAUUUUUUCUUCGGUAUUUAUAAAAUUCAUGGGAUCAAAAAUAAUAAUCAUAUUAUAUUCAGUUCGGUAUGAUCUGAUCUAGUCCGGUACAGACCAACUCGUCGCCCACCCUCUAGUUAGUUGUAGUAUAUCCUCACUCCUCAGCUUUCUCAAAAUUAGACAUAUGCAACGGUCUAGAUCAAGUCGACCAAUGGACCAGACCAAACUCGGGCUGAACAAAAUGCAGACCGAUCUUUAAAAUUUAAUCCCAAGAAAUUUAUAAUAUUGAAAAGAUAGAUUAAUUUGAUAAAACGGAUUAAGUCGAACGGAAUGCUAUGAUACGCCGCUUAUCCUAAAAUAUUUUACUAUUUAGCCCCCAUCUCUUCUCGACCCAUCCGUUAAAUACUUAAAUCAGAUCGACUAAAAAAGUUUCAUCCCUCACACACAUGAGAUUAGGUUAUCCUGCUAUUGCCCGCACCCAAUUUUGGCCCGCUCGCCCUUUAGCUAACUUAAUCACCCCAAUUAACAAAAUAGACUUUUCACGUUCGCAUCACAUUUUCCCGGAAAUUUCAAUCAUUUUCUCCCUUCCCUGCCCCUUCCAAUUCUUCUUCUCAGAAUUAAGAAUCUCCCCCCGUAUCUCUCUCUCUUCCCGCGGAUCGAAAUCCAUCUCCAUCUCCGACUUCUUCUCCCUCCCCAAUUUCCUAUCUCCAAGUUAAGAAUCAAAGAGACGACGGAAGCGGCAGUAAUCGACGAUCACACCGUCUGUUGUUUGCCGCCGCGGCCUGCUUAUUGGACCGAGCUAUGCUUCACAGGAGCUUCAAACCGGCAAAAUGCAAGACGGCAUUGAAGAUGGCGUCUUCCCGCAUCAAGCUGCUGAGGAACAAGAGAGAAGUGCAGUUGAGGCAGUUGAAGAGAGAAGUUGCUCAAUUGCUCGCCGCCGGCAACUACCGGACUGCCAGGAUCCGAGUGGAACAUGUAGUCAGGGAAGAGAAGACAGUGGCGGCUUAUGAUCUUAUUGAGAUAUACUGCGAGCUGAUUGUUGCCCGUUUGUCCAUGAUUGAGUCACAAAAACUCUGCCCAGUUGACUUGAAGGAAGCAGUCUCUAGUGUUGUUUUUGCAUCCCCUAGAUGUGCAGACUUGCCGGAGUUGGCAGAUGUUAAAAAGCAUUUUAAAGCAAAAUAUGGAAAGGAAUUUGUUUCCGCUGCUGUUGAACUACAUCCAAACUGUGGGGUGAGCCGCUUGCUCGUGGAGAAACUGUCUGCAAAAGCACCUGAUGGCCCUGAAAAGAUGAAAAUCUUGAGUGCAAUUGCCGAGGAACAAAAUGUUAAGUGGGAUCCCAAAUUGUUUGAGGACGUUGUCAAGCCUCAUGAGGACUUGCUCAACGGACCUGCUACAUUUCAACCAGCUAGCGCAGUGCAUGCCCAAACUCAUAAUGUAGAGCCACCUCAGAAUUUCAACAGGAGUCAGGUUUCUUCCCAUGGAAAUCAUGAUACAAGCACGAACUCAUAUGCCCCUAACUACCAAACAUCUUCCCAUUUGCAAUCGCCUAGGACUGAUGAUUUCGGUUCAAGUGAGUCAAUGCCAUCAGUUUUCGGUAACGCAGAGCAGGGGACUCCUCCAAGUACAGGACCUGAAUCUGUGGAAUAUAGACAUUCAUAUGCUAGGUCAGGGGAAAUGUUUUCUUCUGGGAGCCACCAGCAUUGGAAUACAGAGUUCAAGGAUGCCACGGCUGCUGCGCAGGCAGCUGCUGAGUCUGCAGAACGAGCAAGCAUGGCUGCUAGAGCCGCUGCUGAACUCUCAAGUCGUGAUAACUUGAACAGGCGUCAGUCAAGAGAUGAAUCACAUUUGACUUCUGGGUUUUCACAUAGAGAGGAUGAACGACAGCAUCGUACUACUGGCUCUAGGUCACAAGGUCAGAGGUCUUACAAGGAUCCGGUGAAGAAUACAUCCAAAACUAACUCUCGUGUGAACCAUGAGCAGCAGACUGAUGACACUGAAGAAGAUGUCCUAGCUGCUUUGAAUGAAAGGUUUUAUAAUCUUAAGGGCCGGUUGGCUGCUACCUCAGAUUCCGAUGAUCCUCCUGAAGUUGUUUCUUCUCCGUCUUUGAGUAACAGGCAACCAGUAGAGAGGCAUUCCCGAACGAGCUCGUCUGAAUCAGAGAAGAGUGACAUUUCAAGUGAUGGAAAUAUGAGAAGAGCGCCCAGUGAACAUGAGGGGGACAGUAUUGGUGGCAACAUGAAUGAUGGAGUAAAGCCUGAAAGUUUUGAUUAUUUCGAUGAAUCAAGGGUCGAGCACCAGUCUAGUGUUCUUCGUACUCAUCCCCAUACAGAAAUUCCAAGUUUCGAUGAGAAUUCAACCUCAACUUGGGACUUUCAUCAGUCAGGUGAACAUGCUACUUCUGAGGAUCUUUUCGUCAUAGGACAAGCAAGAAGCCGAGUAAAUGCCCAGGAAACAAGUUCAUCUGAUGUUGCCACUGCAGUAUUCGAUGAUUAUGGUUCUGAUGAUGACGAGGCAUAUAAUUUGCAUGUUGAGGAUGAACUUAAUGCCCAACGAUCCAAUAUGGCCUCUCAUUUUUCUUCACGGACAAAUGCAUGGAGCCCUGGGCAGAAGAGCUUGUCUCCAAGGAAGUCAAGUUCUUCAUCUCUCUUUGCCACUGAGAGGAACCCUAGUUUUGUUGCUUCGGAGGGUUUAACUAACAAUGUGGUUCCAUCCAAACAGGACGAUUUGUUACCAGUGACCUUUGAUGACUCGGAUGGCCCGGGUUCUGAAAAUGAAGAGGAUGGUAGUAUUUCAUCUCAAGUCCAUUCCAGAAACCCGGCCGAUCAUCACCUCAAUGAAAGUUCAUCCUUGAUGGGAUCAUCACAGCUUGCUGAAAAUGAGAAUUUAGGGUACAAUAAUAGACAGACUUCGCUACGUCCAUCUUCAGCCAACUCCAUUGAAGGACAAAUGCAUCAUCGGAAUAUCCAGGGAGUUGGAGCUGAUGUUAUAAAAGCUGACGAUGGGCAGUGUGGCCACCCCAAUCGUUCUUCUAUCAGCUCUGCACAAUCUAGAUCCAAUUCAAGUGAUGUGAAUGAGAAGUUUAAAAAACCAGGACUUCCUCCCGCUGGAGAUAAUGAUAGUGAUGAUGAAAGUGGAUCUGGUUCUGAAGGUGGUAAGGAGUUGAACUUUGGAUUCCUGGCUGGGGGGCUUCGAAACAAAGGCUAUAAACACCCACCCUAUCUUAAAAAUCCUGCUAUCCAAAAUCCUUCACCAUCCAAACAAGCUGUUGAAGAAGAUACUUCUACUAGAAAUAUUCAAGACACAUCCAGUCAGGUACCUCACCAAGAAGCAAGUAGAAGAAGAACAAGCGCAAGAACUCAAGCUAGAUCAUAUAAUUUCAGUGAUGGUGAUUCAGUCAAGGACCCACCUUUGCAACAGAAAUUUAACAGUACUGAAGAAGGCCAACAUAGUAACCAUAACUCAGGAGGAGUUGAAGUGAACAAAGUAUCCGGGUCUCGAAGAACCUUCUUCGAUUCAGAUGAUAGUGAUGCCGAAAUGGAACUUUCUAAACAGAAAUCAGCCACAGGGAAGUCUGUUGCAGGUCAGGCAUUUUCCAGGCGCACUAAAGCUGCUGCUGCUUCUGAUAAUAGGAGUUCCCAUCCAAAGAACAAGAGCUCAUCACAGUCUUCAGGAAAUGUCGACUACGUUGUCCCCACUCGUCAAAGUCCUCCAACAUCUAACUCAAAGCCUUCAACAUUCCGGUCGAGUUCAGAAUCGCCAGUAUCCUCUGGGAAGAACAGCGUUAGACCAUCUGUCACAAAACAAACAUCAAAUCCCGCUGCUCCUAAAACAGUUCCUCCAGGAAACAAGGAAAGUAGUGCAAAGGCUUCUGGGUCAGCUGUGGAUCCCCCAUCCAGAGAAGAUUCCAUCAACAGAGCAAGUCACGUCCACCCUAAACUACCCGACUACGAUACUUUUGCAGCACACCUACUGUCUCUUCGCCAGGAUCGCCAGUAAAAACUUACGUGCCAAGUUAUUCAUUUAUCCCACACAUAAAAGGAUUUACUCUUUCCCAAACGUUAUUCUUUCCGAUUACUUGAUUGUUUCGUAUAUGGCGGAUACAGAUAAAUCGUGCUUUUUAUGUCCUUUAUAUCUUGCUGUAAAUUCCCCACUGUAAUUUUAAUUUUACAAAACGUUUUUGUUAGUUUGCAUAAACUGAGGCAUAUUCAUCUGUAGUGGAUAGAUUGAGAAUAUAAUUGUUUGUGGAGAAUGGAGGUGAUGAAUUAAGUGAAGUCAUAUUU
Linum trigynum is the source of this 4948-nucleotide messenger RNA. The record is from the annotation of a GenBank genome assembly. NCBI's taxonomy places the organism in Eukaryota, Viridiplantae, Streptophyta, Magnoliopsida, Malpighiales, Linaceae.